UAAUUAUUCAGCAGUUUUGUCAGCUGUCUUGCUUUCAACCAGCAUAGACGUCAUAAUUUUUCAGUCAGUCAAUUUUCACAGUUGAGAACGUAUUGUUCGCGAUUAGUGCCUUUUUAAACGAUUUUCUUGUGCAUUUAAUAGUAUUUUACCAUGGCGGACGAAGUGAAUGAAAACGGCCACCCUGAAAAUGGAGACGUUCCAGAGAUCGAGCUUAUUAUCCGAGCUUCCACCAUAGAUGGACGUCGCAAAGGUGCCUGCCUUUUCUGCCAGGAAUAUUUUAUGGAACUGUAUCUUUUGGCCGAAUUGAAGACGAUCAGCCUGAAAGUGACCACAGUUGAUAUGCAAAAGCCGCCACCCGAUUUCAGGACCAACUUUGAGGCGACGCCGCCGCCCAUUCUAAUCGAUCGCGGAAUGGCUAUUUUGGAAAACGAAAAAAUCGAAAGGCAUAUCAUGAAAACCGUGCCUGGUGGUCACAAUUUGUUUGUGCAGGAUAAAGAAGUGGCCACGUUAAUUGAAAAUCUGUAUACGAAAUUCAAAAUGUACGUAACCAAAUACGAGUCGGCAGACACAAAAGAAGCCAGCCAGCCCUUACUUUCUCAUCUUGAGAGGAUCAAUGACUUCCUAGUUAAAAGAGCAACGCGAUUCCUCACAGGCGACACAAUGUCAUGCUUCGAUUGCGAAUUGAUGCCCAGACUCCAGCACAUAAGGAUUGGGGCCAAAGCUUUUAGAAAGUUCGAAAUUCCAACCAAAUUCACGGGAUUGUGGAGAUACAUGGAGAACAUGUACGAAUUGGAAGCUUUCAGGCAAAGUUGCCCAGCCGAUCAGGACAUCAUCAGCCACAUUAAGAACCAACUGGGGCUGCGAACAACCGCUAGAAUAGAACUAGAAACGCCGAUUUACACGACUUCGAUUCCCAUCCUCGACUCGUAGAGAUGUUCGCUUUUUGGUUCAUUUUGUCAAGUUUUUCCCAAUUAACCCCCGAAAAAUAGUUGAUAUUUCUAACACCAUUACUUUGUAGCUCUUCUACUGUCCGUAUGCCACUAGAACAAUCUUUUAAACACUGAGCUUCGGGUCAUCAAGUCUUUUCCAUAAGUGUUUUUAAAAUCUACUGAAAAUAUUUUCAGCGGUUGUAUCAUGAAGUGAACAACGUCCCUCAGAUGGUUUCUUUUGGUUUUUAACAAAAUAUUGUUCCUGACAACCAGCAUUAACAAACCAAGUAUUACUAGUAAGUCGUUUCGCAUUUUAUUAAUCAUCCAUGUUAAGUUGUUUUCAUUUCGAGACAAGAAGGUUUUUUAUUUUUGAAUUAACACAAUUGUUGCGCGUCUUAAUGGGCCAACAAAAGUUUGCCGCUGUUUUAUAUUUAGCAAAACUGUUGCUAAACUGAUAUAUAAACGUAUGUGCUAUUUAUUCCCUAAUUUUCUAUGUGAUUAGAAGGUAAUUGUUUAUACAUUUUUAUUUUUUCUGUAUAUAUUGAACAAAUUAUCUGCUUUUCAGUGAAAAAACCGUUAUAUGGUAAGAGAAUUUAUUUAAUUUGCUAUUUUGCAUAAACACUGUUUAAUCGCGCUAUUUAACAAUUGUCCUAAUUCUAUUUAUUGUUUGAGGUGUUUUUGAACGUCUACAAUCAUUGCCUUUGAAUAGGCAACUCCCGAGGUAUUUCCUACCAGAGUGCCUUAAAGCUUUAGACGUAAUUUGGUCGGGUUUUUUAAAAUUUACACGCUUACGAUAAUUAAUUAAGCUACAUUAAUAACGUUUUAGGUGUAUUUAUUCGACAAACUUAUCUUUUAAAAUUCCCCAGUAGCUUGCCGUCUGAUUAAAUUAUUUGAUGUAAAUUAAGGUUUUUAAAAGGUGAAAUGUUUUUGAUCAACAAUUCCAAAAUACUGUUUUCCACUAUUUAUCAGGUACUGUUUCUUGUAUAGCUUUAUUACAAAGUAGUAGGACAUUGUUUCGUUAUAGGUAUUAAAAAAUUAAAACACA
Dendroctonus ponderosae (mountain pine beetle) is the source of this 1974-nucleotide messenger RNA. RefSeq names its product chloride intracellular channel exc-4 (gene Clic). The coding region runs from base 151 to 930 and encodes 259 amino acids. The record is from RefSeq and is a predicted model, not a curated record. Gene Ontology annotation, cellular component: cytoplasm; apical plasma membrane. Gene Ontology annotation, biological process: chloride transport. Gene Ontology annotation, molecular function: chloride channel activity. The transcript is spliced from 5 exons. NCBI's taxonomy places the organism in Eukaryota, Metazoa, Arthropoda, Insecta, Coleoptera, Curculionidae.